Xenopus tropicalis (tropical clawed frog) is the source of this 832-nucleotide messenger RNA. RefSeq names its product inner mitochondrial membrane peptidase subunit 1 (gene immp1l). The record is from RefSeq and is marked provisional. Gene Ontology annotation, molecular function: serine-type endopeptidase activity; serine-type peptidase activity. The transcript is spliced from 6 exons. Gene Ontology annotation, cellular component: membrane; mitochondrial inner membrane; mitochondrion. The coding region runs from base 54 to 557 and encodes 167 amino acids. NCBI's taxonomy places the organism in Eukaryota, Metazoa, Chordata, Amphibia, Anura, Pipidae. Gene Ontology annotation, biological process: protein maturation; proteolysis.
CGGCAUCAAAACAGAACAGUGGUUUGCAAGGUUGGCUUUAAGCUGAGAUUAGUAUGAUCAGAAGAAUUGUGGGGAAAACUCUGGGCUUGUUAGGAUACACCAUCCAAUAUGGCUGCAUAGCGCACUGCGCUUUCGAAUACAUCGGAGAAGUCGUUAUAUGUUCUGGGCCCUCAAUGGAACCAACCAUACGGAAUUAUGAUGUUCUGCUCUGCGACAAUUUAAGCCGACACUUCUUUUCAAUCCAUAAGGGUGAUAUCAUAGUUGCCAAAAGCCCAGACAAGCCAAGCGUUAACAUCUGCAAGAGAGUCAUUGGACUGGAAGGCGACAAAGUUUGCAUGAGCAGCCCAUCGGCACUACUCAAAAGGCACACUUACGUCCCCAAAGGUCAUGUUUGGUUAGAAGGUGAUAAUCUAGACAAUUCCACCGAUUCCAGAAGCUAUGGGCCGGUCCCCUAUGCGCUGAUCAGGGGUCGUAUCUGUCUGCGGGUAUGGCCGCUGGAGUCUUUUGGGCCACUGAAGGAAAGUCCAAAUGGCCGGAUACAAGAUAAUUGGCCAUAACCUAUAUUUUAUAUUUAAAAUUUUAGUAAUUUAUGAUAAUUUUUUUUUCUUAGUUUAUUUACAAUAAAUCUUUUUAAUUUUUUUUUCCUGUGGUCUGUUUAUUCUUUAAAAUGCAACUUAGACGUAUCUGAGUUUGUUCCAAUAACUAAUGAUUAAAGGGGAACUCCGAUUUCCGAACCAAAAUUUGUUAAAGAGCCCCACACGACACAAAAAUACCUGUCACUGUAAUCUGUUCCUUCAAAAUGUAUGAAUAAAUACCAUUUUAUAAGCUGAAA